AUGAUGAAAGAGCUUUGUUAUCGUUGUUCGAAACCAGUUUAUCCAACUGAUAAAGUUGGUCCUCUUAAAGAUUUAACGUAUUUUCAUCACGGAUGCUUCAAAUGUUAUAUAUGUGGUACAAGACUCGUUCUCAAAACCUACUGUAAUAAUCGGAAUAAUACUGAUGAUCGGGAAAUCUAUUGUAAUAGCCAUGUGCCAGUCGGUGGUCCGCAUGAUCCAUUGCCCGCAAGAAAUGGUCAGAGUAAUGGUCAUAAAAAUGGAUUUAGACGAGAUGCAGGACUGAACGAUUUGAAAAUUGCACAUGCAAUCAAAGCAACACAAGUCUCAAAGCCAUAUCCUAAAAUUAAACACGAAGGAGCGAAAUAUGUUGUUGACUAUGAUGCCCAAACUCGGCUCGAAUUAGUCCAUCGACGUGAUGAAGAUAAAUUAUACGAGGCUUUUGAUGAAAAUAAGAAACGUGAAUACGAUAGAUUUGAACGAGAAACAAAGGAGGAAUGGGAAAAGGCUUUGGCAGAUUUUGCCCGAAAAUAUGAAACUGGUCAGGUGGGUAAUAAAAAUAAGGAAGAAUUAAUAAGGCAUUUAACGAUAAAACGUGACAAGAAACUGGAAACUCUUCAUCAGCAAAGAAGAGAACGAGAACGAAUACAAACCGCGGAAUUGGUCGAUCGACAAGCAAAAGAAAUGCUCGAACUUUUCAAACAAGCUCGAGAAUAUGAUAUGAUGGAUUCAAAUAAUUCAAAUCCUCCAUCAUAUCCAACAACUCCUCCACCACCAACACCACCAUUAUGCAGAAAACGGGAUAUUUAUACAAACACAUCAGUAUUCGAAAAUAUUGAUGAAAUUGCGAUAACAAUGGCUCAGUCAGAAGUUACCACAUUCACUGAACUUAUUCGUACAUUAACAAUGAAUGCACGUUCAGAUAUUGAGAAAGCUAGAGCUAUUUAUCGAUGGAUUACUGUAAAAAAUUUAAACGUCAUGCAAUUCGAUAAUCACUUGGACAGCAAUACUCCUAUGGGUCUAUUAAGGGGCAUCAAGCAUGGCACCGAAAGUUAUCAUGUGUUAUUUAAACGACUGUGCAGUUAUGCGGGUCUCCACUGUGUUGUAAUAAAAGGGUACAGCAAAUCUGCUGGUUAUCAACCAGGAUAUCGUUUUGAUGAUAAUCGUUUCCGCAAUACUUGGAAUGCAGUUUAUUUGAGUGGAUCAUGGCGAUUUGUACAAUGUAAUUGGGGUGCUCGCCAUCUGGUCAAUGCUAAGGAGGUAUCAUCCAGAGGAAGCGGAUAUAAAGAAGACACAUUACGAUACGAGUAUGAUGAUCAUUAUUUUAUGACCGAUCCUGAGGAAUUUAUCUAUGAAUUUUUUCCUCAAGAUUCUGAGUGGCAAUUACUACAACGUCCUAUAUCACUUCGCCAAUUUGAAUGCCUUCCAUUUGUUCGUUCUUUAUUUUUUCGCUACGGUCUAAGCUUUACUGAUUCACAUCUACAAGCAGUCGUUCAGGCUGAUCGUUCAGGUGCUGCUACUAUCUCCAUAAAAAUGUGCAGCGAAGCUUUGGAUUCCCUUAUAUUUCACUAUAAUUUGAAAUUUUAUGACGGUGAUGAAGCAGAUACAAAUGGCCAUAAUCUAAAACGAUUUGUCAUGCAAUCAGUGGUGGCUACUUCAGCGAUAUUUCGAGUACACUGCCCUUCAACUAGGCCAUUAUUAUUAGAUAUUUUUGCGAAUUCGGUCUCACCGGGCCAUUAUUUGACCGGACAACCUAUCAAAUUUAAGAGUGUUUGCAAAUUUAAGGUGGUUUGCGAACAAUUGAAUGUAAUAAUGGUUCCACUGCCUGAAUGUGCCAGUGGUGAAUGGGGCCCAGCUAAAGCAUAUCGGUUAUUUGGCUUAAUACCUAUAACUCACGAAGAUGCUAUAAUCAACAGUUCGCAAUUUCUCGACAUUCGAUUUAAAAUGACAAAAGCACUUGUGGAAUUUGUCGUUUCACUGCAUAAAAAUCGUAAAGAUGAUAAACAUUUACAAAAAUAUUGCCACACUUCGAUUCGAGGCGACAUUGUAACGAUUCAAAUCGAUUUCCAAGAUGACGGGCAGUAUGGUCUUGAUAUCUACACAAGGGAAAGUUCAUCACAACCAACAAUUGGAGGAAAACAAUUACUUACUCACUGUUGUAAAUAUCUAAUCAAUACUCGUAUAUAA
Dracunculus medinensis (Guinea worm) is the source of this 2184-nucleotide messenger RNA. Lineage: Eukaryota; Metazoa; Nematoda; Chromadorea; Rhabditida; Dracunculidae. The record is from the annotation of a GenBank genome assembly.